AUGACUGCCACAGCAACAACCAUACCACUCCCUGAGAUAGAGUUGCCAAAGAACCCUGCUGCUCCAGGUACCGAUGCAGAUCAGCCUUCUGUUACGAACGAAUAUCUCCUCAAUAUGGUUUGCGACGAGACCGGCGAUGCCCACUACUGCUCCUCUACGCACCCAUCGAAAGAAAAGAACACACAGCAAAUAACUUCACCCUCUCCCGACGACACCGACAUGCAGUGGCAUGACCAUAUGAAGGCCUCAGUCACCAGCAAUACUGGAUCCAAUACCUUUCCGUUCAUGCGAUUACCCGCCGAUAUACGUCUUUGCGUCUAUGAUGAGCUGGUGGCCAUGCCCGUGACUCGAUUACUUGUCGGACCUCACCUGCAAAUUUGCCAUACGAAGCCUUCUGUAGGAAUACUGAGAGUCAGUCGAGUAGUUCGCGAAGAAGCCUACCCCAUAAUAGAGCGCGGCCGUUUGAAGAGAUACCCAUCAGUCACCGUCAAGGUUCCUGCAAACAGCAGCUCGGACGAUUUGUCAGAUCACCUCUAUCGGACCGAAUAUUUGAUGGAAGACCUUGCAUACCGGUUCCUGAGAGCUCAGAAGGACGAUGAUGGACAGCAUAGCAUCUCCAACGCAAUGCAUAGUCUCCAUCAGUGGAUGGAGAGAGGAUUCAUCAGUGAGGGGGACAACGCUGCGGAACACCGCGAGAACAAGGCUGCCACGUUCGAGUUCUACAAGCGGGCGAUUCUUACUUCACACCAAGGAACGUUCAGUAUGCACAUCAUUUUGCACGACAGCAAUCUCGUUCUAGACCGCUGGGUCAACGACUGGUUCUCUCUUGCUAGAAACUUGAACGCAAUUUCAGCCGCGUGUUCAUCUCGUAUUGAUGGAAUGCUUCAGGUCUCGGUACCAGCAGAUUGCAUUGCCCAUAUGCGGGACGUGCUCAACACACCUUAUGGAGGACGUCUGCGCCCUGAGAUGUGGAGAGUCGAUGGGCUCAAAGACGACACUCAACUACUGGGAAGCUCAUGA
Molecule: messenger RNA, 1020 nt
Organism: Alternaria metachromatica
Lineage: Eukaryota; Fungi; Ascomycota; Dothideomycetes; Pleosporales; Pleosporaceae
Exons: 2
Coding region: 1-1020 (339 amino acids)
Source: RefSeq, a predicted model, not a curated record